GCAGACUUUGAAGGCGGGAAAUUCACACUCAAGGUUUUGAGGAUUUAUUUAAUGAGGAAUGGCAAUAUGUGACCCAAGAGAGGAGGAAGCUCAAGUGCUAAGAUCAAUUUUCGAUGAAGAAGUAUUGACGAUAUCAGACGAUUAUAAUUUGGAAUACAAGGUAGGUGAGGCGGGAACGACUUCUUCAUUCAUUGUACAAGUUUACUGGCCUGAAGGAUAUCCUGAUGUUUUACCUUGUAUCUCUAUGGAUUCUUUUUAUAAUCAUCAUAUCCCUUUAAAUGUUAAAGAGAAAAUAACUGAAGAAUUAGUGUCUGUUGCUAAAGAUCAACUUGGCUCAGCUCUAACAUUUACUUUAAUUGAGUACCUAAAGGAAAACUAUGAGCGAUUUACUAGAUCUUUUGCAGUUGAUAAGGUAGAUACAUCACAAAACAAUUCGUUCCCGAGUGAAACCCCGUCGGUUUCUCGCAAACAGAAUAAACUACCUCAAUUAUCUAAAAAUCAAAAAAGGAAGCACCUAGAUAGACUAGGACAAGGUGGAGAGUUACCUAGAGGUUGGAACUGGAUUAGUGUUAUAAAACACCUUCAACAAACUGGAUCGACGUCAUAGAGGCAUAUUUAGUUGUAUUUCAUUACACACAAAAUAAGGUUUUAUUUGCUUUCACGUUUCAUAUUCAUUGACAAUGGGCUAAAAUGACAACGGGGUUAUGCGUUUCUGAAUGAUGUAUUUUACCAAUUAAAUGUAAUUUACAAAAUAGUGCGGGAUACUUUUUUGAAACGUGCCAGAACAGGUUUUAAUAUAUUACUCGUUGGUGUC
This is a messenger RNA of Schistosoma margrebowiei, 814 nucleotides long. The record is from the annotation of a GenBank genome assembly. NCBI's taxonomy places the organism in Eukaryota, Metazoa, Platyhelminthes, Trematoda, Strigeidida, Schistosomatidae.